This is a messenger RNA of Hyaloperonospora brassicae, 1923 nucleotides long. The record is from the annotation of a GenBank genome assembly. Lineage: Eukaryota; Oomycota; Peronosporomycetes; Peronosporales; Peronosporaceae.
AUGGUGAACAUGCGCGGCCUCGUGCGUGCGAUGUUCGAGGACCCGCGCCCGGUACCGUCAGCGCCGAGGCACACAAAGCUUCGCACCACCAACGCUGACCGACGCUGCAGCAGUAGCAGGUGCGUGAACAAGAGCGAGACGAGCGCGGCUCCGUACGUGGCCAAGCGCCUCGAAGGCGAGUACAAUGUGUGUUUCCACCGCAAGCCACUGGGCGUAGGGCUCGUGCCGAGUUCUCAGCUCUAUGGCUCGUGGGAGGUGAGUUCGGUGCAGGAGACGGAGGAGGACGAAGAGGGCGACGCCCGUACGUCGCUGUCGAGAGAGAACGACCGACGCGGUCGGGACGGAGAAGCAAUUGCCAAGGGGCAUGUGCUGAUUGCGAUCAACUUUAGCUGUGAGAAGGCGCAGCUACCGCGUGCGGACUUGGCGGCGUACUUGCGGCAGUGCUCGUGUCCUAUUGUCAUGACGUUUCGGGAUCCGGACGUGUUUGGCGCACACGAUUCGCGGGUGAUGUCCACGGCCAUGUACCCGUCGUCGAUGGACUACUCUCUGCAUUGUUAUUCGACCAAAGUCGUAGCGAGAGCUUCGGCCAAGCAAUGGCAACGGUCGUUGGAGCAUGACUUGGCAUAUAAUGCCGAGCUAACCAAGAAAGAGCCGUCACGGAAUCUGGCGCGAACGCUGUUGGUGAAGAACGACUCGGACGCAAGUCAUAGUCAUCGAGCGUUAUCGGUUGGCGAAGCAGGUGACGCCAUGUCCUUCCGGGGGUCUGAGAGUGCCGUGAUCGUGAGUGGCGUGGACGCUGAAGGAAAAGGCAUCGCGGGAGCCGAUGUGUCGGAGGUAGGAGAGUUCGACGUGACGUUUGACAAGACACCGCUGCAUUUGAUGUUAGCACCGUCGACAAGGCUGUACGGGACGGUGGAAGUGUACGACCCCGAGCAGCACGCGCCAACGGUGCAAGUGGGUGAUGUGGUCAUGGCAAUCAAUGGCUACUCAUCGAUAUCGCGUCUAGCGCCCGACGACGUUAUCGAUGCCAUUGCAGAGUUGCAAGCUCCUGUCACGCUACGCUUCCGCCGUCCUGUGACGUAUCGAAAGUACUUGGCCAAAUGCCACAGCACGAAAAAGGAUAUGUCGUCGCAGUCCGUCGCGAGCUCCAUGUUCCCUCCGUCAGCUGAGUACAAGAAGAAGACGUCGGUAUCGAGCGCGAGAAAGAGGUGUCAGCCUGCUCUUCUCGUGUCGCAAAGUUUCGUUGAACCAGAACCUACCGAUAAUCUCUUGUCGAAAACGUCGUCUGCCGCUGACAACGCGAACAACGAGCGUGCAAAAGAGUUCAGAGCCUUUGCAGCGAAGAUUGGAGCGCUGGAUCGGUUCAAGCUGUGGGCUGGUAGCGGCAACCCCGUGGAAGGUCGGCCUUUGGCAGGCCACCGGUCUGCGUUUCUCACAGAAAAGCACAUGCAAUUUCUGUGGAAAAGCCUGCCGAAGUAUCUCACAUGCAACCAGAUGGAGCUGAUCUAUACCACGCAAGUGCAUGGCUGGAGCUUCUUGAGUUUCUUCUCGAGACUCGAGAGCAAGGGUCCGACGAUCGUUGUGGUACAGGAUGAGCACGAAAACAUCUUUGGCGCCUUUUGUUCAGCGUCGUGGAGGCGGUCAAAGAGGUUCUUCGGCAACGGACGAACGUUUGUCGUUUCGCUGAGCCCCCGUAUGCGCGUGCACCCAUGGUCGGGGAUCGACAGCUCGUUCAUGUACACACAUCGCGACUCGAUAUUCGUGGGCGGGGGCAGCAAGGGGAUCGCGCUAUGUUUGCAGCUCGAUGACCGGCGCGGCUUCACGCACGCCUGUUCUACGUUCGACUCCCCGCCACUUGUCGACUACCAAACGUUUCGGUGCGAGACCGUCGAAGUGUGGAGUUUCCACGGACUCAAUGUGUAA